AUGAUCGAACCCAUCGGGAAUCAGUACGUCGUGGCCAGGCCAGUGUAUUCCGCAAAUGCUUUUGGGGAAGAACAUAAGAAGAAACACAGACAUCAUAAGACACUUCUGGAUCAUCUCAAAAAGUGGUUCCGCUGUUCUGCACAAAAGGCCAAGAGAAUUGCCCUCUCUUUGUUCCCCAUAGCAUCUUGGUUGCCAGCGUAUCGCAUAAAGGAAUGGCUCCUCAGUGACAUUGUUUCUGGAAUCAGCACAGGGCUGGUGGCUGUACUGCAAGGUUUAGCAUUUGCCCUGCUGGUCAACAUCCCCCCAAGCUAUGGGUUGUAUGCAGCCUUUUUCCCAGUCAUAAUCUACUUUUUCUUGGGCACUUCUAGACACAUAUCAGUGGGUCCAUUUCCAGUUCUUAGUAUGAUGGUGGGAGCAGUAGUUGUGAGAUUAACCUCAACAGCCGAUACAGCUGAUCCGACAGUCACUAAUAGCUCAGUGGCUAAUGAUUCAACACUAGAUGAUCAUAAGGUGAUGGUGGCUGCAACGGUCACAAUUCUUUCUGGAAUCAUCCAGUUGCUCAUGGGGGUUCUGCAGCUGGGCUUCGUGGUGAUUUAUCUGUCCGAAUCCUUAAUCAGUGGCUUCACCACAGCUGCCGCUGUCCACGUUUUGGUUUCCCAGCUCAAAUUUAUUCUUCAGCUGACAGUCCCAGCACACACUGAUCCCUUUUCAAUUUUCAAAGUACUAAUUUCCAUAUUCUCACAAAUAGAGAAGACUAAUAUUGCAGACCUUGUGACAUCCUUGAUUAUCCUGUUGGUGGUAUUUGUGGUUAAAGAAAUAAAUCAGCGCUACAAAGCCAAACUUCCAGUGCCCAUUCCAAUUGAACUCAUCAUGACUGUGAUCGCAACAGGUGUGUCCUAUGGCUUUGACUUCAAAAACAGGUUUAACGUGGCCGUGGUUGGGGAGAUGAAAAGUGGGUUUCAGGCCCCUAUCACACCUAAUGUGCAGACUUUCCAAGAUACCAUCGGAGACUGCUUUGGCAUUGCCAUUGUUGGCUUUGCAGUGGCCUUCUCUGUGGCCAGCGUCUAUUCCCUCAAAUACGAUUAUCCCAUUGAUGGCAAUCAGGAGUUAAUCGCCUUGGGAGUGGGUAACAUAUUCGGUGGAUCGUUCAGAGGAUUUGCAGCAAGUACAGCCCUCUCCAGAUCAGGGGUCCAGGAGAGUACAGGAGGCAAAACCCAGAUCGCUGGCCUUCUCUCUGCUGUCAUCGUGCUGAUUGUCAUCCUAGCCAUUGGAUUUCUUCUGGAGCCUCUGCAAAAGUCUGUCCUGGCAGCUUUAGCGCUUGGAAACUUGAAAGGAAUGCUGAUGCAGUUCACAGAAAUACGAAGAUUGUGGCGAAAGGAUAAGUAUGACUGUCUAAUUUGGGUCAUGACCUUCAUCUUUGCCGUUGUCCUGGGCCUCGGUUUAGGCCUGGCUGCUAGUGUGGCGUUUCAGCUCCUGACUAUCGUCUUCAGGACCCAGUUUCCCAAAUGCAGCACGCUGGCUAAUGUUGGAAGGAGCAACAUCUAUAAGAAUAGAAAAGAUUACUCUGAAAUGUAUGAACCAGACGGCGUGAAGAUUUUCAGAUGUCCAUCUCCUAUUUACUUUGCAAACAUUAGUUUCUUUAAGCAGAAACUUAUCGAUGCUGUUGGCUUUAGUCCACUUCGAAUUCUUCACAAGCGCAACAAAGCUUUGAAGAAAAUCCGAAAACUGCAGAAGAAAGGCCUGUUGCAAGUGACACAGAAAGGAUAUAUAUGUACUGUUGAUGGCUUUAAAGAUUCUGACGAAGAGCUGGACAAUGAUAAUAUAGAAGAACUGGAUCAGCCCAUCAAUACCACAGACCUGCCCUUCCAGAUAGACUGGAACGCUGAUCUUCCUGUCAACAUCGUGGUCCCUAAAAUCAACCUCCACAGCCUCAUUCUUGACUUUUCAGCAGUGUCAUUUCUUGACAUUUCUUCAAUGAGGGGUCUCAAAACGAUCUUGCAAGAAUUUAUCAGGAUUCAGGUAGAUGUGUAUAUUGUUGGAACUGAUGAUGACUUCAUUGAGAAGCUUGCACGGUGUGAAUUUUUUGAUGAUGAAGUCAAGGACUCAAUAUUCUUCUUAACAAUCCAUGAUGCUGUUUUGCAUAUUUUGAUGAAGAAAGAUUACAGUACUUCGAAGUUUAAUCCCAGUCAGGAAAAAGAAGCAAAACUUGAUUUCACCAUAAACACAAAUGGAGGAUUACGUAAUCGGGAAUGUCAGCACCUUUCCACCUCAGUUAAUGCCAACUCCAGCCUUCCAGCUGCUCAGGCUGAAAAUUUUGUUAGGAAAUUCUAUUGA
Molecule: messenger RNA, 2334 nt
Organism: Balaenoptera ricei (Rice's whale)
Lineage: Eukaryota; Metazoa; Chordata; Mammalia; Artiodactyla; Balaenopteridae
Gene: SLC26A3
Product: solute carrier family 26 member 3
Exons: 20
Coding region: 1-2334 (777 amino acids)
Biological process (GO): transmembrane transport
Cellular component (GO): membrane
Molecular function (GO): oxalate transmembrane transporter activity; bicarbonate transmembrane transporter activity; chloride transmembrane transporter activity
Source: RefSeq, a predicted model, not a curated record